Molecule: messenger RNA, 1339 nt
Organism: Cololabis saira (Pacific saury)
Lineage: Eukaryota; Metazoa; Chordata; Actinopteri; Beloniformes; Belonidae
Gene: skap2
Product: src kinase associated phosphoprotein 2
Exons: 12
Coding region: 114-1124 (336 amino acids)
Cellular component (GO): plasma membrane; cytoplasm
Molecular function (GO): protein binding
Source: RefSeq, a predicted model, not a curated record
AAUCCGCAUACUGACUUCCGUAUCUCCGAGCCCGAGCUGCUUCCGUAACUAUCACAUUAAGUUUCUGCUGGCCGCCGGUCCAUCGCUGCUUCACACAAAAACAUCUGCUCACGAUGCGCGCCGUGCCCGAUGAGUUGACGACGCUCAUUUUAGAUGUGGAGCGGUACAUAUGUGAGGGGUUGAAAGGAGAGCAUUUAAGCAAGAAGGCGAAAGAGAAGAGGGAGACCCUCAUAAAGAGAAUCAAAGAGGUCAAGCUAAGUUAUUCUCAAGAUUUCAAGGAUAACGUUGAUACAAUCGAGUCGGAUGAUGAGGAUGAAGUUGACAGCAACAAUGAUGGAGGCUCGCUGCAAUCAGAACGCACGGACAAGGAAGAAGAGGGUGGUGAAGGGGCCCAGCAGUCUCCACCUGUAGCAGCCCAGGACCUGACGGCUGUCUUUAAACAAGGAUAUCUGGAGAAACGCAGAAAGGACCACAGCUUUUUUGGCACCGAGUGGCAGAAGAGAUGGUGUGCUCUGAGCCAUCACACUUUUUACUAUUAUGGCGGUGAAAAAGACAAGCAGCAGAAGGGUGACUUCAGCAUAGAGGGGUACACUGUCAGAAUGAUCAACAAUUUACGGAAAGACUCGAAGAAAGACUGUUGCUUUGAAAUUUCAGCCCCGGACAAGCGACUCUAUCAGUUUUGUGCGUCAUCAACCAAAGAGGCGGAGGAGUGGGUGAAACAGAUAGACCUUCUUUUGAAUAACAUGACGGGCAUCAUUCCAGAGGAAGAGGAUGAACAAGACACUUAUGAUGAUAUUGGAAUUGGAGCUGAUGCGGAUGAAAUUUAUGAAAUACUUCCAGAAGAGGAGGUGUCCCCUCCUGUAAAGCGUCCCCCAAAGAUAGAUCCAUCAAGCAAACCGGCUCCUCCUCCUACUGCAGUUGAUAAGAGCACGGACUACCAGAACUACUACCAGGGCCUAUGGGACUGUUCAGGGAGCCUUCCAGAUGAGCUGUCCUUCAAACGUGGAGAUGCCAUCUACAUCCUAAGCAAGGAAUACAGCAACUUUGGCUGGUGGGUUGGAGAGAAGAAUGGAGCUAUAGGUAUUGUUCCCAAAGACUAUCUGAUGGAGAUGUACAGUCUGUAAAUAUUCUGCAUAUAAACUGCUUUCUCUUGUGGAAAUUUUCUUUGUCUACUUGUAAAAGAUCAAAAAAUGUCACAGGAAUAAAUCUACUGUAUUCUCACUGGCAUUCCUGUUCAAAAGGCCGGUCGUUUAAUGGACAAUAUUUAAAUUUGAAUAUUUUCAUAGCACUUAUUUCUGCUAUGCAUGCACUUUCUAUGGCAAAAUAAAAUAUAAGCACA